AUGGAUUCUCAUUCAUAUAACAAUGAAACAACAAUUAAAAAAUGGGGCUUGAUUACAGUUAGACCUCCUGCUCAUUAAAUGAAUGGUAUAUAAAUAAAAAUAAUAUAAUAGACAGAUCAAUUGUAUCUAAUGUUCCAGAUAUGGCUGUACCUGAUAAUAAAAUAACAACAUCAAAAUAUUCAUCGAUUAUUACAUUUGUUCCAUUAAAUUUGAUAGAGUAGUUCUCAAAGUUAGCAAAUGUUUACUUUUUGGUUAUUGCUAUAAUGUAAAUGAUCUCAGCAAUAAGCAUAACAAAUGGUCAACCUGUGAUUAUGGGACCAUUAUCAAUAGUUGUUUGUAUUUCGAUGAUAAAAGAUUUUGUUGAAGAUUACUAGAGACGCUAAUCAGAUAAUGCUGAAAACAAUCGCAAAACUUAUUUAAUUCGUACAAAUGAACCUCCAAGAGAAGCUUAAUGGAGUGAAUUAAGGAUUGGAGAUUUAAUCAAAGUUUAGAAGGAUGAAUAAAUACCUGCUGAUAUAUUACUAAUGCAAACAUCAGAUAAAAAAGGGAGUGCCUUUAUUGAAACUAAAAACUUAGAUGGAGAAACUAAUCUGAAAUGUAAAAAUAUUCAAAAAAAUCUAAAAUAACUGUAAGAAUAAAGUGAAGAUUCUCUAUUGGCAUUGAGAAUGACAAUAAAAUAUGAAAGACCAAAUCCAUAUUUAUAUCAAUUUACUGGAUCUGCUGAAAUUAAUAAUUAAUAAGUUCCUCUAAGUGAAAAGAAUUUCAUAUUAAGAGGAUGUGCUUUAAGAAAUGUGAAUUUUAUAUAUGGAAUUGUUUGUUACAAUGGACAUGACUCUAAAAUUAUGCUUAAUUCAGUUAAAGCAUAACCAAAGCGUAGUCAUUUGGAAAGAACAAUGAAUUGGUUCAUUAUUGUAAUAUUUCUAUUAUAAGUAAAUAUUCAGUAUCAUUAAUUUUCAGAUGGUCAUGUGUGGAUUAGGAGGCUAUUUGAAUUCUUCAUGGUAACAAAUACAUAAUUCUUAAUUAUCAUAUUUAGAUAUCUUAAUUACAGAUCCUGAACAUAAUUUUGUUAAAAAUUUAUUUGUAAAUACUAUAUAUUUAUUUUUAGAUUAAAUGGGGUAAUUGGAUACUCAUUUUCACUAAUUUUGUACCAAUAUCAUUGCUUGUUUCUUUAGAGAUGGUCAAAUAUUUCUAAGGAAUAUUGAUAACAAUGGAUAAAGGAACAUAUUCAGCUGAAUAUGAUAUAAAGACAGCAGUCUAAUCUUCAAAUUUAAAUGAAGAACUUGGUUAAGUGGAUUAUAUAUUUUCUGAUAAAACAGGAACAUUAACAAAGAAUUAAAUGGAUUUCAAAUGUCUUACAGUUAAUAAAAAAUCAUAUGGAAAAGAAGCCACAUUAACAAAUGAAGAAGUUUCAAAAUUAGCUUAAGUUUCAAAUGUUGAUUUUAGAGAUAGAGCUUUCUUUAAUGAUUUAAGUUAAACUCCAGGUAAGGGACCACUUCAUGAGUUUUUACUUUGUUUAUCAUUAUGUCAUACAGUUGUUACAGAGAAUAAGAAUGGAUAACUUUUUUAUUAAGCAUCAUCUCCUGAUGAAUUAGCAUUAGUUAAUUUUGCAAGAUAUUGUGGUUAUACUUUUGAAGGAAUAGAUGCAUCUAAUAGUAUGGUAGUCAAUAUUAAAGGUGAUAUAAAGAAUUAUUAAUUAUUACAUGUACUUGAAUUCAACAGUACAAGAAAGAGAGUUUCUGUUAUUGUUUAAGAUUAAUCUAAUCAAAUUAUAUUAUAUACAAAGGGGGCUGAUUCAGUUAUUGAACCUUUAAUGAAACCAGUUGUUCCUUAAUUAAAAGAGAAAACCUGGAAUGAUUUAUAAGAGUUUGCAUCAAUUGGUUUAAGAACUCUUUUAUUAACAAAGAGAAUAUUACCUUUAUAAGUUUAUAAAGAAUGGGAAAAAAAUUAUCUAUAAGCAUGUUCUGCUAUAUAAAAUAGAGAUAAUUUAAUGAUGGAUUCUUAAGCAAAAAUUGAAUAAGAAUUAGAACUUAUUGGUGGAACAGCAAUUGAAGAUAAAUUACAAGAAGAAGUAGGUCCAACUAUUUAAUACUUAAAAGAUGCAGGUAUAAAAGUAUGGGUAUUGACUGGAGAUAAAAUAGAAACUGCCAUCAAUAUUGGUUUUUCUUGUUAAUUAUUAAAUGAUUCUUUAUAAUAAAUUAUAGUAGAUGGAAAUAAUGAAUAAAUUAUUAGUAAUGAAUUAGAAAAAGCUAUUUAAAAAAGUUAAAACAAUAAUAAAAAUGCAUUAAUAAUUUCUGGUAACGCUUUAAUUAUUGCUAUGAAACCAGAAUUUUCAUCAAAAGUAAUGUAAAUUGCUGAAAGAUGUGAAGCUGUAGUAGCUUGUAGAGUUUCACCAAAAUAAAAAUAAGAAAUUGUUUCUUUAGUUAGAUAAAAUAAACCUAAUGUGACUACUCUUGCUAUUGGAGAUGGUGCUAAUGAUGUUAAUAUGAUUACAGCUGCUCAUAUUGGUAUCGGAAUUAAAGGAGUUGAAGGUUAAUAAGCAGCAAGAGCUUCUGAUUAUUCUGUUGGAGAAUUCAGAAUACUAAAAAGAUUAACACUUUAUCAUGGUAGAGAGAGUUAUAGAAAAAAUUCAACUCUUGUAAAUUACAAUUUUUAUAAAAAUAUGCUUCUAGUCCUACCUUAAUAUUGGUGGGCUGUUAACAAUGGAUUUUCUGCUGUUAUGUUUUAUGACUAGUUACUCUAUCAAAGUUACAAUUUAUUUUUCACUAGUCUUCCUAUUGUAUUAUAUGCUAUUUUCGAUGAAGAAUUCUCUGGUGAUAUUCUCACUUCAAGUAAACAUAUCUUUCUAUUUUAGAUCCCAGUCUUUAUGAUAUUGGUAUUAAACAUAAACUAUUUAAUGUUAAAAUAUUCUUAUAUUGGGUUGUAAAUGGUACUAUCUAAGCUGGCAUUAUAUCAUACCUAACCUUUCAGACUUAUGAAUCCUCCUCUAUUUAUAAUGGGAUGAUGGCUGGCUUAUGGACAACAGGUGCCAUUGUGUUAGGGUAUUCAGUUUUGAAUAGCAAUAUCAAAGUAAUCAUUUCAAUUAUCCAAAUUAGAUUAUCCUAUUUAGUAACACUUAUUCUAUUGGAGUUAUUGUCGGGCUUUUCGGAUCGGUCUUCAUUUAUCUCUUUUUAUUUAUUUUAGUUUCAGAGAAAAUGCCGAAAUCUGAUAUGUCAAAUAGUCAAAGUGCUAGCUUUUCUCAUCUGAGAUUUUACUUGAUAUCACUAUUAGUUAUUGGAGCAACAUCAAUUUUCGAUUUGGCUCUAACCAAAUUAUCUUAGUGGUCUUAGUAUGCUCAGGUUGGAAUAUAACAUGAUAAAGUUUAUAUGCUAAUUUAAAAAUAGCACAUUGAAUUACAAGAUGAACAAUAAAUGCAAUAACAUUCCCCUAAUACCCAAUUUUAAAUGAAUAACUCCUCGGUUCCAAAAAGUCCCAUUAAACGAGGUUACACUGGUUUUGCUUUUUCUUAGGAAGAACAUUGA
Molecule: messenger RNA, 3518 nt
Organism: Paramecium pentaurelia
Lineage: Eukaryota; Ciliophora; Oligohymenophorea; Peniculida; Parameciidae
Source: the annotation of a GenBank genome assembly